This is a messenger RNA of Colletotrichum paranaense, 471 nucleotides long. RefSeq lists its product as uncharacterized. Lineage: Eukaryota; Fungi; Ascomycota; Sordariomycetes; Glomerellales; Glomerellaceae. The record is from RefSeq and is a predicted model, not a curated record. The transcript has a single exon. Bases 1 to 471 code for a protein of 156 amino acids.
AUGCCCCACACUGUAAGUCCCUCCCGACUACCCGCUUCCGGGGUUCUAAUUCGUUACCAGACUUUGACACUCUGUAGUUUUGCUGCAUGUCGACCGACCAGGCCAAGAAGCAGCAUUCCUCUGCCGUGUCUGUCGGAACCUUUCUUGAGUGUAUACCGGUUGACAACCCCGGGAUCACGGUCGUGUCGAACCAGACAUUUAACGAUGACUCUGUUCCGUCACUCGAAAUGCCAGCCGCGGACGGGUACCUUCUUCGUGGAAUCUGGAGUUGAAACCGAGUAUUCUACUAUUAAUCUUAGACUUCUGAGAGUACGACAUCAAAAUCCUCAGCUUCCACAAGAAAGAACCAAUCGUAUUCCUUACGUCCGCCAUGAAGUAGGUCGAAAAUGCACUCGCGUUGCCUCAAGUGUCGGUCUGGAGAAUUCCAUUCGGCUGCGCUUUUACAUUGCGUCGGUACUCAUCCAAGUGUGA